GGGGGAGGCAGCGCCGCCCGCCCGCCCGCCGCGCUCCCACAAUGCACAGAGCGGCCCCGCAGCCCGCAGGUAGCGCCAUGGCUCCCCGCCGCCGCCCCGCCGCCUCCUGAGCAUCCUCCGCCCGCCGCCGCCGCCCGCCGCCAUGGCGGCCUCCGAGCUCUACACCAAGUAUGCCAGGGUUUGGAUCCCUGAUCCAGAGGAGGUCUGGAAGUCAGCAGAACUUCUCAAAGAUUAUAAACCUGGAGAUAAAGUUCUUCAGCUUCGACUUGAAGAGGGCAAGGACCUAGAAUAUUGCCUUGAUCCGAAGACCAAGGAACUCCCGCCCUUGCGAAACCCUGACAUACUUGUUGGUGAAAAUGACCUCACAGCACUCAGUUAUCUCCAUGAACCUGCUGUUUUACACAACCUCAAAGUUCGAUUUAUAGACUCUAAGCUCAUUUAUACCUAUUGUGGUAUUGUCUUAGUGGCUAUAAAUCCUUAUGAACAACUGCCUAUCUAUGGCGAAGAUAUCAUCAAUGCGUACAGCGGCCAAAAUAUGGGGGAUAUGGAUCCACACAUCUUUGCAGUGGCAGAAGAGGCAUAUAAACAGAUGGCCAGAGAUGAGCGAAAUCAGUCAAUCAUUGUAAGUGGAGAAUCUGGGGCAGGGAAGACAGUCUCUGCCAAGUAUGCCAUGAGGUACUUCGCCACGGUCAGUGGAUCUGCCAGUGAAGCCAAUGUUGAGGAGAAAGUCUUGGCUUCCAACCCCAUAAUGGAGUCAAUUGGAAAUGCCAAAACAACAAGGAAUGACAACAGCAGUCGCUUUGGGAAAUACAUUGAAAUUGGUUUUGAUAAGAGAUACCGAAUCAUUGGUGCUAACAUGAGAACUUACCUCCUGGAGAAGUCAAGAGUGGUAUUUCAGGCAGAAGAGGAGAGAAAUUACCACAUCUUUUACCAACUAUGUGCCUCUGCAGCAUUACCUGAAUUUAAAACUCUACGCUUAGGGAAUGCAAAUUACUUUCACUAUACAAAGCAAGGUGGAAGCCCUGUGAUUGAUGGUGUUGAUGAUGCUAAGGAAAUGGUAAACACCAGGCAGGCCUGCACUUUACUAGGGAUUAGCGAUUCCUACCAGAUGGGAAUUUUUCGAAUCCUCGCUGGCAUCCUUCACUUGGGCAAUGUGGAGUUUGCAUCUCGGGAUUCUGACAGCUGCGCCAUUCCUCCCAAACAUGAUCCCCUCACCAUCUUCUGUGACCUCAUGGGUGUGGAGUAUGAAGAGAUGGCCCACUGGCUUUGCCACAGGAAGCUUGCAACUGCCACCGAAACCUACAUCAAGCCAAUUUCUAAACUCCAUGCCAUCAAUGCCAGAGAUGCACUUGCCAAACAUAUCUAUGCUAAUCUUUUUAACUGGAUUGUAGAUCACGUGAACAAAGCCCUUCAUUCUACUGUAAAACAGCAUUCUUUCAUUGGAGUGUUGGACAUUUAUGGAUUUGAGACAUUUGAAAUCAACAGCUUUGAACAGUUUUGUAUCAACUAUGCCAAUGAAAAACUGCAGCAACAGUUCAAUAUGCAUGUCUUUAAGUUGGAACAAGAAGAAUAUAUGAAGGAACAAAUACCGUGGACCUUGAUUGAUUUCUACGACAAUCAGCCUUGCAUCAACCUCAUAGAGGCUAAAAUGGGAAUUCUGGAUCUGUUAGAUGAGGAGUGCAAGAUGCCAAAAGGCUCGGAUGACACUUGGGCCCAAAAGCUAUACAAUACUCAUUUGAAUAAAUGUGCCCUCUUUGAAAAACCACGUUUAUCAAAUAAGGCUUUCAUCAUCAAGCACUUUGCUGACAAGGUGGAAUAUCAAUGUGAAGGCUUUCUAGAAAAGAAUAAAGACACAGUUUAUGAAGAACAAAUUAAGGUCCUCAAAUCAAGUAAGAAGUUUAAGCUGCUACCAGAGUUAUUCCAGGAUGAGGAGAAGGUGCUCAGUCCCACGUCAGCAACCCCUUCAGGCCGUGUGCCAUUGUCUCGAACUGCUGUAAAACCAGCCAAGGCCAGGCCAGGGCAAACCAGCAAGGAACAUAAGAAAACUGUGGGGCAUCAGUUCCGAAACUCUCUUCAUCUGCUGAUGGAAACCCUGAACGCUACAACUCCACACUACGUGCGCUGUAUUAAACCUAAUGACUUCAAGUUUCCAUUCACAUUUGAUGAAAAGCGGGCAGUGCAGCAGUUGAGAGCUUGUGGUGUCCUGGAGACCAUCCGAAUCAGUGCAGCUGGCUUUCCCUCAAGGUGGACAUACCAAGAGUUCUUCAGCCGUUACCGUGUUCUGAUGAAGCAGAGAGAUGUUCUUGGUGAUCGAAAGCAGACAUGUAAAAAUGUCCUGGAGAAGCUAAUUCUGGACAAGGAUAAGUACCAGUUUGGUAAGACAAAAAUAUUUUUUCGGGCUGGUCAAGUAGCCUACCUGGAAAAAAUAAGGGCAGAUAAGUUGAGAGCUGCUUGUAUCCGCAUCCAAAAGACAAUCCGAGGCUGGCUGAUGAGAAAGAAGUACGUGCGUAUGAGGAAGGCUGCCAUCACCAUUCAGAGAUAUGUCAGAGGGUAUCAAGCACGAUGCUAUGCCACGUUCCUACGGAGAACACGGGCCGCCAUCACUAUUCAGAAGUUCCAGCGUAUGUAUGUGGUCCGGAAAAGAUACCAGUGCAUGCGAGAUGCUACUAUUGCUCUUCAGGCUCUCUUAAGAGGUUAUAUGGCCAGGAACAAGUACCAAAUGAUGCUUCGAGAGCACAAGUCUAUUAUUAUUCAGAAACAUGUAAGAGGCUGGCUGGCUCGUGUGCACUACCGUAGGACCUUGAAGGCAAUUGUUUACUUGCAAUGCUGUUACCGGCGCAUGAUGGCAAAGAGAGAGCUAAAGAAACUGAAGAUAGAAGCUCGUUCUGUGGAACGCUACAAGAAACUUCACAUUGGCUUGGAGAACAAGAUCAUGCAGCUGCAGCGGAAAAUUGAUGAGCAGAACAAAGAGUACAAAUCUCUGCUGGAGAAACUGAACAGCCUGGAGAUUACGUACAGUACGGAGACAGAGAGACUUCGGAGUGAUGUGGAGAGGCUUCGAAUGAGCGAGGAAGAGGCUAAGAAUGCAACCAACCGUGUUCUCAGCCUUCAGGAGGAGAUCGCUAAGCUCCGGAAGGAGCUGCACCAGACUCAGUCUGAGAAGAAGACCAUUGAGGAAUGGGCAGACAAAUACAAACAUGAAACUGAGCAGCUGGUAUCAGAACUGAAAGAUCAGAAUACAUUACUGAAAACAGAAAAGGAGGAGCUGAACCGGCGCAUCCAUGACCAGGCAAAAGAGAUAACAGAGGCAAUGGAAAAGAAGCUAGUGGAGGAAACGAAACAGCUGGAGCUAGAUCUGAAUGAUGAAAGGUUACGGUAUCAGAACCUGCUAAAUGAGUUCAGCCGCUUAGAGGAGCGGUAUGAUGAUCUCAAGGAUGAAAUGAACUUAAUGGUGAGCAUCCCCAAGCCUGGACACAAAAGAACGGAUUCGACUCACAGUAGCAAUGAAUCUGAAUAUACUUUCAGCUCUGAGAUCACAGAAGCAGAAGACUUACCACUGAGGAUGGAGCAGGAACCAAGUGAGAAAAAGGCACCAUUGGACAUGUCUCUGUUCCUCAAGCUGCAGAAACGGGUUACAGAGCUGGAGCAAGAAAAGCAAUCCCUGCAAGAUGAACUGGACAGAAAGGAAGAACAGGCUCUUCGUGCUAAAGCUAAGGAGGAGGAAAGGCCUCCAAUAAGAGGUGCGGAGUUGGAGUAUGAGUCACUCAAGCGUCAAGAACUUGAAUCUGAGAAUAAAAAACUGAAGAAUGAGUUGAAUGAGCUGCAGAAGGCCCUCACAGAAACACGAUCUCCAGAGGUAACUGCUCCUGGUGCCCCAGCAUAUAGAGUCCUCCUGGAUCAGCUAACUUCAGUAAGUGAGGAACUUGAAGUACGCAAGGAAGAAGUCCUCAUCCUGAGGUCUCAGCUGGUCAGCCAGAAAGAGGCGAUUCAACCCAAGGAGGAUAAGAAUACUAUGACAGAUUCUACUAUCCUCUUGGAAGAUGUACAGAAGAUGAAAGACAAAGGAGAAAUAGCACAGGCAUAUAUUGGAUUGAAGGAAACAAACAGGCAAUCUCCCCAGGACUAUCAUAUGCUGAAUGAGGACGGAGAACUUUGGCUGGUUUAUGAAGGGUUAAAACAAGCCAACAGGCUGCUGGAGUCUCAGCUUCAGUCGCAGAAGAAGAGCCACGAGAAUGAACUGGAAUCACUGCGAGGAGAGAUCCAAAGUCUGAAAGAAGAAAACAAUCGCCAGCAGCAGCUCUUGGCACAGAAUCUGCAGCUGCCCCCAGAGGCCCGGAUUGAAGCCAGCCUGCAGCAUGAGAUCACUCGGCUGACAAACGAAAACUUGUUUUAUGAGGAAUUGUAUGCAGAUGAUCCCAAGAAGUAUCAAUCGUACCGGAUUUCACUUUACAAACGGAUGAUUGAUUUAAUGGAACAACUUGAAAAGCAAGACAAAACUGUUCGAAAGUUAAAGAAACAGUUGAAAGUAUUUGCUAAGAAGAUCGGUGAACUUGAAGUGGGGCAGAUGGAGAACAUAUCACCUGGACAAAUCAUUGACGAACCUAUUCGUCCAGUCAACAUUCCACGGAAGGAAAAGGACUUCCAGGGGAUGUUAGAAUAUAAGAAGGAAGAUGAACAAAAACUGGUCAAGAAUCUUAUUUUAGAGCUGAAACCACGUGGGGUAGCUGUCAACCUGAUUCCAGGACUACCUGCAUAUAUUUUGUUCAUGUGUGUACGCCAUGCAGAUUACCUUAAUGAUGACCAAAAAGUGCGGUCCUUGUUGACUUCCACUAUCAAUGGCAUCAAAAAAGUGUUGAAGAAAAGAGGUGAUGACUUCGAAACGGUGUCAUUCUGGCUAUCCAACACCUGCCGAUUUUUGCACUGUUUAAAACAAUAUAGUGGAGAAGAGGGGUUUAUGAAGCAUAAUACACCUCGUCAGAAUGAGCACUGCCUCACUAAUUUUGACUUAGCUGAAUAUAGACAAGUACUGAGUGACUUGGCUAUUCAGAUCUACCAACAACUUGUCAGAGUGUUGGAAAACAUUCUGCAACCAAUGAUUGUUUCAGGAAUGCUGGAGCAUGAGACUAUCCAAGGUGUCUCAGGGGUGAAACCAACAGGGCUGCGGAAGAGAACAUCCAGCAUUGCUGAUGAAGGAACCUACACUUUGGACUCCAUUAUUCGGCAGCUGAAUUCUUUCCAUUCUGUGAUGUGUCAGCAUGGAAUGGAUCCAGAACUCAUCAAACAGGUUGUCAAGCAGAUGUUCUACAUCAUUGGGGCUGUAACACUUAACAAUCUUCUUCUGCGCAAGGACAUGUGCUCAUGGAGCAAAGGAAUGCAGAUAAGAUACAAUGUGAGUCAACUUGAAGAAUGGCUACGUGAUAAAAAUUUGAUGAACAGUGGGGCUAAAGAAACACUGGAGCCCCUCAUUCAGGCUGCACAGUUGUUGCAAGUAAAAAAGAAAACAGAUGAAGAUGCAGAAGCCAUUUGUUCAAUGUGCAACGCAUUGACUACUGCCCAGAUUGUAAAAGUACUGAAUUUGUAUACUCCAGUUAAUGAAUUUGAAGAGAGAGUCUUGGUAUCAUUUAUCCGUACAAUACAGCUGCGUCUUCGAGACAGGAAGGACUCUCCUCAAUUGCUCAUGGAUGCUAAACACAUCUUUCCUGUUACUUUUCCAUUUAAUCCAUCCUCUCUGGCGUUAGAAACCAUCCAGAUCCCAGCCAGCUUGGGGCUGGGCUUCAUAUCACGUGUCUGAUCCCAAGGAUGUGCUGUCAGUGUUAGAUGGAGAAUCAGUUGCCUGAUAUCAUGACCCAUUAAAACACAGUGAGCUACUGAAAACAUGUUUCUGAACAAACAGUCUGUAUAUGCCCAGAUCUGUAGUAAAAGUAGCUGGAAAACUACACAGCAGCUCCACAGAUUGAAGGCUAAUAGAAAGAUGUACAUUUGUGUUCAGUCAUUGCAUUUAUGAGGACACAACUGAUUCAUAGAUUUCCAGAAUAUGGAAAUCAGGCUUGGACAAAAAAUGUGUCUUCAGCUGUCUAGAGACAUUUUUAGAUCUUUAGUAACAUAUUUAAAUAGUGUAAAUUAAACUCCGUAUGUAACCUUCUCAUAGGCAGGGACCAAUAGGGACGGUCACAGUCCUGACCAUGGAAGACUCAGAAGUAAGGCAUUUUGUAGUAGCAUACACAGUUACUUGGGAGCCUGUUACAUUUAAUUUGUAAAAACUGGAAUGGAGAAGCAAAACCUGGCAAUAUAUAAAAUGAUUUCUUAAACCACUUCCUUAUUUAUGUCAGUUUGACAUAAAUUCUAGUGAUAAGUCCUAUAGCUUACUAUAUGCUAUAACAUGGGUGUUCAUUUGUUAGUACUGUGGUUUACAAAUUAAAUUGCUGCUGCAUAUUGUGCUCUUCUAAAUGUAUGACAGUAUCAUACUAGGCACUAAAAAUAAGGUAUUUCAUUUUUUGUUGUCAACUUUAUUUACAGUCCAAUGCAGUCUGUUAUUCUAACUGGAGUUUUGCAAAUGUUAUCAAAUAUCACCUGUAAAGGAAAAUGGUAACUAAGCACAAGUAGCACACUGGAAAUUACAUGUUUAGUUGUUGUGUUAUUUUUGUUUUUUAAUAGUUAUCUAAGAAUACAAAAUCUUGAAACAAAUUAUCAGAAAUCAGUCAUGAUUUUUGUAUUUAUUUAGAUUUUGUAGUCUGUCCGAUGUUUUUCUUUGUUUGUAGACCCCAGAGAUGUGUGUAUUUUCAGUGUAAUGUAUUUUGUUGCCACUUAAAAAAAAAAGUUUAAAAAAUAAAAAAGUAUUCCUUCAUACAAUGUAUUUGAGAAGAAAACCUUUAACAGAAAAUUUCUGCAGUAACCCAAGACUCAUAUUCUUAGAAAGAUUGGCUUAUAAAAAUGCUAAGUGAGUUUUGACUAUGAUGCUGUCAUUUGACCAUGACGCAUACUGAUUCAAUGGCCUUCCUUACGGUUCCAAUUCUGAUCUUUAAAAUGUAGUUUGUGGUGUAUGGCGCAAAAUAACACGUGGAAAAAAAAGUCACACACAUUACUCAGUUACAUUGUGCAAUAUUUUUUAUACAAUAUAAAAAUUGGCAAUUUAACAUUAAUUUAUUUAAAAAUACUGAGAAAUAAUCUAGGGGUACACUAUUAGACUAUUUGGUACUUAUCUAUUUGCCUGCAAACUCACAGAAAAAAAUGUUGCUCUAAAGCAAAAUGUUUCAGUUGUGUUUUACUUCAGAGGUAGAGAUACUGUUUAUAUGGUUGCUAAAAUAAAUAAUAAAUAAAUGAUAACCUAAACUUUGUAAGUAUCGUUUUAAGAUGCUCAUGUUGUCUUACUUUCAAAUGUGUAUGCCCCAUAUUACACUUGAUGGACCAAGCUGACACUUGCAAGAACCUAAUAUUGCAUUGCAUAAAUAUUUUGAAUGAUCUUUACUUAUGAUUUGGAUUGUCUUUCUGUGCGUGGUAACCAAAACCUUUUUUUUUUUUUUUUUUUAAUAUUACUUAAUUCUUGAAACUAUGAGUGGCUCCAAAUAAGGUAUAAUGUAAGAAUGGUGGGGUAUAGUAGUUUUCAGACUUUUAGACAUACUGUAUUUGAGAGAGUGUAAUGGGAAAGCCUUCACUUUCAGGAACAUGGUUAGGAAGGAAAAUAAGUGAGAACAUGUUGACCUACAGAAUUUUUCUCCUAUUGAAAAACAAAAAAAUAGCAUUACAGUAUGUUCAUACUGUAGAUCAGGAAGUGUAUCCACUAUGUAAGCAUUAGUGUAUUAAAAUGUAUGCCUAAAUGUAUUUUUAUUUUUAAAGUCUGUUUACCUGUAAAAAGCCUUAUUGUAUCUCUUUUCCUUAAAAAAGUAGUGUUUAGUAAUUUAUAGAUAUUAUCCUUAAACUCAGUGGUUUGACCGGUAUUACUUUUAUAUCACGUUAAAAGUAUAUGCUGCUUGACAUGUUUUAAAGGAAAAUAUUUUUCAGUUGAAGUAGAUGUGUAAUUGGUAAUUCAUCUAAUACUUUACAUGGCAGUAUUUUACAUGCACUUUUCAGAAGUAAAAUUUUCGUGUCAGUGUAUAAUAUAUCUUUCACCUUAGGACUAAUAUCUCUUUAACCAUGGAAUUAUAAUGCAGAAUUAUUUUAACAUUUUUUUUUCCUUUGAAUCAUGGUUAUGCUCUGUUAAUGUGGAUAUAUCUUUUAUAUUUUAAUUUAUUAUCUGUUGCUAUAAUAGAUUCUAUCAGAUGCUGGAAAAAUACUUGUCAAAGACCCCUUAGAAUUAUACACAGCUAUUCUAGAGAUUUUGCACAAUUACCUCAUUCAGUUUGGUGUAUUUUUAUUCCAGUGACCAUUUUAUUCUGGCGUUUAGGACAUUGUCUUCUAUUCAAAUUUUGAAAAAAAAAUUGCUUCUCAGUCUGGGAUGGAACAUGAAAGUGCUCAAGUCCGUUAAAUGUAAUUAAUCUAUUUUACCUAUCACAGGAAAAAAGCAGGAUCAACUUCAGUGUUGAAAAGCAGAUUGACACCUGGUAACAUUUGUUCCCAACUUGGAAACACCAGCAUUUGCAAUUUGAAGGUCUGUGUAAUUUGUGAUUUAAACUGAACACAUUUCAAAUACUGUAUGAGUACUCUAAGUAAACAUUUUUUUAAGAUGCUGAUACUUCAUCUGGUUAAUAAAAGCCUUUAAACAUAGAUUUUCACUCAAUACCACCACGGUACAUAGAUGAAAACCAAAACAUUGUCAGAAUGACCUGAGCUCUGAUCUGUUGUAGUGUCUGAUGUUGUACUUAGUAAAUGUAUGCAUCAUAAGAACUGUAGCCUAAUAGCUAUCACUGGAAAAUGUCCAAAUAAAAACACGGCUGUAAGAUUU
Molecule: messenger RNA, 8878 nt
Organism: Anas platyrhynchos (mallard)
Lineage: Eukaryota; Metazoa; Chordata; Aves; Anseriformes; Anatidae
Source: RefSeq, a predicted model, not a curated record